AUGCGCCAACGAAAGCGAACAAGCGAGAAACUGCACCCCGUCUACCGUGUUUUAUGUUGUAACCCUUUGAGAUGUGUAGUGACGACCGAGGCUGGCUCAAGGGUCCGCCUGCCGUCUAUUUAUAGAGUGCGCCGCGGCGAUGCUAUCGGCCCUCAGCCAUUCCUCGGCUUCGCACGAUCCCAACCCGCCCCUGUGCACCCCUCGCAUAACGUUCGCCCAAUAAAACAAAACAAACAAAAACUCCAUAUUAUAUUUGGACCAGCUAUUUAUAUCAUAUGUCCAUUGUUUCUGCUUCACUUCGGAUUCAUAGCCUCGGGUCGGACUAUUUUCGAACUCGGCGUACUAGUUAACUUGAUUAAAUUGAAUAGCAAUGAAUCAUUGGGUUUUGCAUUUAAAAUAAAAUGUAUAAUGCCUUUGGUAUGGAAGAUUUAUAAUAGGUUGGAUGUUGAUGGUGAUGAAUGUCGUUGUGGCCCGUGGCGCGGACUCAGCACGCUAGGAGCUCAUCCGUAUGCCGGGCGCGGAGGCUGCUUCCUGCGACCUGCGAGGGAAGCAGCCCACCUUCACGAACGGCUUCCGACGACAGGAGAUCGUUUCAGAGCUCAAACGUCCGUCAGGAUUCGCCAGUCGGAGCCGACGAUUCUGUAUUCCUCGUCGACACCGGACACAGGGCGAGUUAUUUACGAUGGCUGCGAGACAAUCGCCCGGUCGCUGGGCUUAUCCGGUGCCGUCGACGUGGUGCCAAUAAAAUGA
Molecule: messenger RNA, 750 nt
Organism: Danaus chrysippus (African queen)
Lineage: Eukaryota; Metazoa; Arthropoda; Insecta; Lepidoptera; Nymphalidae
Source: the annotation of a GenBank genome assembly